AUGCCUCUCACAGAACCGCCCACCCACCCCCUUCCUGCUGUGCCACCCCCUCCCCUCAUUAUAGCUACCUGGAGGGGCUCCAACAGCAACGGCAGCACCCACAGCCAAGCUCCACUCAGUUUGAGCUCCCCUCAAUUUGCUGGUCACCCCUCACAUCCCACCUCUGCUUUGCUUCCAGGGGACUUGCUGAAUGAAGCAGAGAGGGAGCAGCAGCUGAGCAACCCCCCAGGCUCUGCAUGGAUUGGAAUGGGGAAAGCUGCCUGCAGUAAGAGCCCAGGGCAGCUGGAAAGCUCCAGCUUCUUGCUCCGAGCUCUCUUCCUCCUCCUCCUCUGCAGGCAUGUGUCUCCCCAGUGCAAGAUCCUGCGCUGUAACUCGGAGUACGUGGCGGCCACGCUGAGCCUGGGCUCGCCGCGGGGCGCGGGGCACUGCCAGGCGCUGCGCUCCUACUCCCGCUGCACGCGCCGCACGGCCCGCACCUGCCGCGGCGACCUGGCCUUCCACUCCGCCGUGCACGGCAUCGAGGACCUCAUGAUCCAAAACAACUGCUCCAAGGAAGGGCCCACGUCCCCGCCCCGGCCCAGGCCCCCCGGCGGCCACCACCGAGGCUUCGGGCCGCUCGACGUCUGCGACUACGAGAAGAGUUUCGUGCACAAGCACGGGCGGCGCCCCAGCUACCGGCACUGCGCCGCCUUCGGGGACCCCCACGUCCGCACCUUCCAGCACGACUUCCACACCUGCAGGGUGGAGGGCUCCUGGCCUCUCUUGGACAAUGAUUACUUGUUUGUGCAAGCCACCAGCUCGCCGGUGGCAAAGGGCUCCGAGGCCACGGUCACCAGCAAGCUCACCAUCAUCUUCAAGAACAUGAAGGAAUGCAUCGACCAGAAGGUUUACCAGGCCGAGAUCGACAACGUGCCGGCGGCCUUCGAGGACGGCUCGGUGAACGGCGGCGAGCGGCCGGGCGGCAGCAGUUUGACCAUCCGGGAGCGGAGCCCCGGGCGGCACGUGGAGAUCCGCGCCGACUACAUCGGCACCACCAUCGCGGUGCGGCAGGCGGGCCGCCAGCUCUCCUUCUCCAUCCGCGCGGCCGAGGAGGUGACGCGCGCCUUCCCGGCCGAGCAGGACCUGCAGCUGUGCGUGGGCGGCUGCCCCCGCGCCCAGCGCAUCUCCCGCAGCCAGCGCCGCGGCGCCGCGGCCGAGGCCGCCAGGGCUCUGUGCAAGGCCACGCUGCCCGUGGAGGAUCUUUACUUCCAGUCCUGUGUCUUCGACGUGGUGACCUCCGGGGAUGCCAACUUCACCAUGGCGGCUCAGGGGGCGCUGGAAGAUGCCAGGGUGUUCCUCCCGGAUGCUGAGAAGCUGCACAUCUUCCAGGCUGGGGCGGGGUGCCCACGCGCCUCUUCUUCCUUCCUCCUCCUCCUCCUCCUCACCGCUGCUCUUUGGGCCGUCUCGGUGCGCUUUUAACUCUGGCUGGCACCUCACG
Molecule: messenger RNA, 1477 nt
Organism: Colius striatus (speckled mousebird)
Lineage: Eukaryota; Metazoa; Chordata; Aves; Coliiformes; Coliidae
Gene: HJV
Product: hemojuvelin BMP co-receptor
Biological process (GO): BMP signaling pathway
Cellular component (GO): plasma membrane
Molecular function (GO): coreceptor activity
Source: RefSeq, a predicted model, not a curated record